Megalopta genalis is the source of this 2153-nucleotide messenger RNA. It is a transcript of the gene Aduk, whose product is annotated as unc-51 like kinase 3 homolog Aduk. Gene Ontology annotation, molecular function: ATP binding; protein serine/threonine kinase activity. Gene Ontology annotation, cellular component: cytosol; autophagosome; cytoplasm. The record is from RefSeq and is a predicted model, not a curated record. NCBI's taxonomy places the organism in Eukaryota, Metazoa, Arthropoda, Insecta, Hymenoptera, Halictidae. Gene Ontology annotation, biological process: autophagy of mitochondrion; protein autophosphorylation; autophagosome assembly.
UAACUUCUCCUCGAUUAACUUGAAAAAUGUUACGUUUUUUCACUGGUCGAAGCCACGGCUAACUGAUGAGUGAACAGGAACAAACACAAAAUUUCGCGUGAUAUUAGCCAGGAAAUUGAGAAUCAAGUAAUAAUGACAGGACAACGAAACGUCUCGUCACCAAGUGGCGUUUCACUAACUCGAGUCAACUACUUGAAGUUUGCUUCGUCGCGGCGCACAGCUGACGCACAUAGGCGUCUACACGGGGGGCACAAUUUUAACGUAACUGUUCAAAUACAGACUAUUGUAUCGUUUCUAGUGCUUCGUAUCGAAGUUUAUAGAAAUAUCCGACAUAAACUGCUCUGAGGAUUGAAUGAGAAGUUCGCAAGUGUCACGUACAACGUUAAAAAUAAUAAGGAAAUUCUAUUACCAGAAAGUGAAUUGUGUUUGGUGAAGUGAUAUUUAUUUUAAUAGACGACACAAAUUACCAGCGAUGAAUCUGCAUUGUACGAUCAAAUUUGAAAUAAGUGUAAACCAGCAAAGGGAUUCAAUUUGUGUUUUAUGCGACGGGGUUUUAAGUAGUUACGCCAAUGGGUGUACGAACGAUGAACGGAGAAGCUCGCCUCGCAACGUUCAGUAAAGUGAACUUAACCCUAUCGUAACGUAAUAUUCGGAAUAGACAUCGAUGUGAAUCCCUUAGUUCUCGGGCGAGAUGAGUUUGCCCAGCGUGAGUGAUUAUUCUUUAUUAGAAAAACUCGGUUCAGGGAGUUAUGCGACCGUCUACAAAGCUAUUAAAAAGGAUGGAUGCCGCGAUGUAGUCGCAAUCAAAUGUGUAGACAAAUCGUCACUGUCCAAGUCGGCUGUCGAUAAUCUCGUCACGGAGAUCAAUCUUCUGAAAAUCCUCAAGCACGAGCAUAUCGUGGAGAUGAGGGACUUUUUCUGGGACGACGGGCAUAUAUACAUCGUGAUGGAGUACUGCGACGCCGGCGACUUGUCGAGUUUUAUAAGGAAGAGGCACAAGCUAGCCGAACGAAAUUGCCGGGGCUUUUUGCAACAGCUCGCGCUGGCGCUGAGGUACCUGCGCGAUCACAACGUCUCCCACAUGGACCUGAAGCCGCAGAACCUACUGUUGACGAGGCGGCCGCAUUUGGUGUUAAAAGUCGGAGACUUCGGUUUCGCUCAAUACCUCUCCAAUUCCGAGCAAAAGUUCGCCAUCCGGGGCUCUCCCCUCUAUAUGGCGCCGGAAAUAUUAUUGAAACGGAAGUACGACGCCCGCGUCGAUCUCUGGAGCGUCGGCGUGAUCAUGUACGAGUGCCUUUUCGGCAGGGCACCCUACUCGAGCACCAGUGUCCAGGAACUGAGCGAGAAAAUCAAGGACACUCGACCUAUAGAGUUACCGAAAGGAUGCCAGGUGACACGCGAGUGCAAGGACUUAUUGCUGUCCUUGUUGAAGCACGAUCCUGACGUGAGGAUAACAUUCGACGAUUUCUUCGCUCACGAAUUUUUGGAUCUGGCACACGCGCCGACAAAGGAGAAUUACGAGAAGGCGGUAGAAUUGGUCCAGCAAGCGGUGAAAAUGGACACGGAGAAGAACCCGAAGGAGGCGUUUUAUCUUUACUGCGAGGCGCUUCGAUACUUCAUUCCUGUUUUAACAAAUGAGACUGAACUAAAACGGAAAGAGAUUUUAAGGUCGCACGUAAAUAAUUACAUUAAGAGGGCUGAAACACUGAAAGCCUCCUGUAUAGAGGUUGCCGACGAAAAGGAUAAACGGAACCCCACGAUGAUCCCGAGGGUGGCGGCCUUGAGCGAAGGAUCAUCGUUAGCGUAUCCCGAACUAUGGACACUUAGCAAAAGUACAACCAAAAUACUCGAUGGAUUGGAAAUAGGAGAAACGGCCGAGCAAUAUCUUGCCGAAGGAAAUUACGUACACGCGUUGGAAAGGUUUCAGUCCUGUUUGGGGGUAUUGGUACCGCUGUUAAAGAAGGAGCCAGCGGGUCGAAGGAGAGAUUUGUUGUACAAACAGGUUCAGCUCUGGAUGAAAGAAGCCGAAAGCACCAAAGGUCUGCUGGCAACAAGGGAUAUCGAAGAGCCUGUCCAGCGAGGUUCUGAUUCAUUCGAGCAAUGCAUAAUACAGUAAUUUUAAAUAAAGGCUCAAUCUUGUCAAAGUCAUCAUA